Clonostachys byssicola is the source of this 1419-nucleotide messenger RNA. Lineage: Eukaryota; Fungi; Ascomycota; Sordariomycetes; Hypocreales; Bionectriaceae. The record is from the annotation of a GenBank genome assembly.
AUGGCCCCUGCCGCUGUCCAUAAUGAUACUCCUGCGAGUGCCGUGGGCCUUCAGCAGGCUCCGCGUGGCUUCAACUUGCCAGAGUCCGAAAUCUUGAUCACGGGCUUCGAGACAUAUGAUCUAAGGUUUCCCACUAGUCUGGAUGCGUCGGGUUCAGAUGCCAUGAACCCUGCUGGAGAUUACAGUGCCACUCAUGUACAGUUGAAGACCAACACGGAACUCAUUGGGCACGGCAUUGCUUUCACCAUCGGACGCGGCAAUGAACUUUGCACGGCAGCGGCCAAACUGAUCGCAGAGCGGUUGCUAGGCAAAUCGCUUAAGGAACUGACGGAAAACAUGGGACAGACGUGGAGAUAUCUCGUCGCCGACUCCCAACUGAGGUGGGUGGGCCCCGAAAAGGGCGUCAUUCAUUUGGGCCUGAGCUCCUGCGUGAAUGCCCUCUGGGAUCUUUGGGGGCGUUAUCUCGGCAAGCCUGUCUGGAAGCUGGUAUUUGACAUGACGCCCGAGGAAUUUGUGUCGUGUAUCGACUUUCGCUACAUCACAGAUGCCAUCACACCAGAAGAAGCCAUUUCCCUGUUGCGGGAACAAGAGCCGACCAAGGCUACGAGAUUCAACGACGCCUUGAAGAGUAAGGCCGUCCCGGCAUACACUACGCAAGCGGGGUGGCUUGGAUUUUCAGAUGAGCGAAUGGUUGAGAUCAUCCACGAGAAUCUAUCUGUAGGAAUGGACAAGUUCAAGCUCAAAGUUGGGGGGAACAUUGAUGAAGACAUCCAUAGACUAGAGCUCGCACGCAAGACCAUAGGCUACGACCGAAUGCUCAUGGUUGACGCGAACCAGGUGUGGAAUGUCCCCGAUGCCGUUGAGAACAUGAAGCGGCUUGCUCAGUUCAAACCACUCUUUAUCGAAGAGCCUACCUCUCCAGACGACAUCCUCGGACAUGCAGCGAUCCGCAAGGCGCUCAAACCUUAUGAGAUUGGCGUCGCCACUGGUGAACAUUGCCAGAACCGAGUCAUGUUCAAGCAGCUCUUGCAAGCAGGGUCGAUCGAUUACUGCCAAAUCGAUGCCUGUCGGCUAGGUGGCGUCAACGAAGUGAUGGCAGUCAUGUUGAUGGCUAAAAAGUUCAACACCCCAAUCGUCCCGCAUAGUGGAGGCAUCGGCCUCAACGAAUACACCCAACAUCUCGCUUUGAUAAAUUACCUGUGCGUGUCGGGCGAAAAAAGCUUGCUCGAGCACAUCAAUUCGUUUAGAGAGGUCUUGAUACACCCCGUCGAGACGGCAGAUGGGUACUUUGUCACUCCCUGGGAGUCGGGAUAUAGCGUAGAGUACAAGAAAGAGGCUUUGACUAAGUAUAUCUUUCCAUCGGGCGACUUCUGGGUAAGCGAGCAGGGCAUGGCUAUUCGAAAUGGAAUUAAGGCUUGA